AUCUGGCUCUCUUCACUAAAAAGAAGAAGGACUGCAGAAGAGAAGUGGAUAUAAUUGCACUUAAUGCUAAAGUUGAAAUCUCACAUAACAAUAUUUGCCAGUCUUCAAUUUUUGUGACAAAAGAUGGUACCUGGAAACUGGGUGGAUUUGAACAUGCAUGCCAUUUUGAACAGCUGACGCCCAAGUUCUUGGAGAAUUGUCGAGCUCUUCGUAGUCAAAGUGCAAUCUCACCUGAGGAAAAGGCUGAUAAUCUAUGUAUUAGUUCAAAAGCAAUGCAUGUAUUGGAUGCUUACUCUUUUGGGAAACUUGCUGAAGAAUUCUUUGACCAACUCAAAGAAUUAGGAGAUCUUUUUAAAACAUUUGAAUUGCGAAUUCAAGAUGAGUAUCUCAGUCGAGACCCAAAACAAAGACCACCAUUAAAAUGUUUGUUGACUGAUCGCCUUUUUAAAUACGAAAACCAUUUUCUUGAAGUUAAGCUUUUCCUCAAAAACAUCACAUUAAAAUCUAGCAAAGAGAAAACAGAUUUCUUCAGCCAAGUUGUUUCAAUGCUGCAGGAAUAUUCUGAAGAACUGGUUGGGAGUCAAUUGAUUCAUUUAUUGCUUUCUCGAUUUGUUGUCUUGAACAAAGAUGCUGAAGAGUUCUUGCUUCCAAGUCUUCUUAUUCCUCAACAAGCUGAGAAUAAAGAUUCCAGUGAGAAGUCAAGCAGCACUCCUUGUUCAUCGUCAAUCUUCAGUAAACCCGUAUUUAAAAAGUACGUCAUUCCAGAAUUGGUAAACAUUUUCAAAGUCCGUGAAGUUCAUAUCCGUCUACUUCUUUUGAAAUAUUUCCGUUAUUAUGUUGAGUUAUUUGAAAAAGAAGAAAUUGAGGAAGUAAUUUUCCCACAGUUGCUUCUUGGACUUCGUGAUGUAAAUGACAAACUAGUGUCUGCCAGUUUACAUGCUGUGGCAGACCUUGUUCCAAUAUUGGGAGGGGACACUGUUAUUGGAGGACCACAGAAGCAAUAUUUCAAAGAAGGUAAACCCAAGAAUGUUCAAAGUGUAAUAAAAGAAGAAAAAUUUACUUCAGUAAAGCAAGCACUUAAAAAGCCGUUGUUGAAAGAUCUCGCAGCCUCAGUAAGAAGUCCUUCGAGGAAAUCUAAUAAACACACAGAUGAGGAAACAGAUAAAAAACAUUGUAAAGUAAUUCUUGAAAAUAAUGACAAGGCAGCUAAAGUGAUUGACAGCAUACCCAAGAAAGAUUUUAUUAUUGAAGACAAUUCUGUAGAAGUGAAAAUUACUGACCCAUCAGCAGAAGUGAUAUAUGAAAAAUAUAAACCAGAUGAUCCUGAUAAUUGGGUAGAUUGGGACAACUCUGAAGAAUGGGAUGAUGAUGAAAAAAAUCAGUAUUUUGACCGUGAAAUUGAAGCUGAGCUAGCUCAGAUGAGUUCAGUAAGUGAUUCUGUUAGAAAUAAGAAGCAACUAGACAAUGAAAUUCUAAGAAACGCUGUCAAUGAUAUCCAUUUGAACUCAGCAGAUGUAACUUCAGUUAAUAAUACCAGCUCCAAAUUAGGUGAAACUUGGUCUUCAACAGCUGACUUUAAUAGUUCAUGGGCAGGAGACCAGCCCUCAAUAGAUUCAAACCUCCAUGCACUGACUGUCAUUAAAACACACUCUAGACAAGAAAUUUCACCUAACAGCCUACAUUAUUCUGCCAAAUUGGCCAAUGUGUCUAAAAGCAUUUCUGCCAAACAGCUUGGUGAAGAAUUUGACAUCAUGAAUAUUAAGGUACCUAAGAAGUCCCAAGAAAUUGACUAUUUUGCUGAUAUGCAGCCUGUGAUAUCCAGUUCUUCCAAAACAGAACUGUCUGAAAUAGCUCUUUCUACUAGUCAUUCUGAUAACACAAAUUUUAAAGAGGAACAAAUCUUGAAGAGUUCAUUGUCUUUUGCUGUUUCAGAAGAUGCUGCUGAGGUAAACAUAGAUGGCUGGGGUGACGAUCUAAACUGGGAAGAAAUAAACUCUAAAAUAAAUUGAUAUUUAUAAAUUUU
This is a messenger RNA of Octopus bimaculoides (California two-spot octopus), 2023 nucleotides long. RefSeq names its product protein-associating with the carboxyl-terminal domain of ezrin. Gene Ontology annotation, molecular function: protein kinase activity; ATP binding. The record is from RefSeq and is a predicted model, not a curated record. NCBI's taxonomy places the organism in Eukaryota, Metazoa, Mollusca, Cephalopoda, Octopoda, Octopodidae. Gene Ontology annotation, biological process: protein phosphorylation.